Molecule: messenger RNA, 925 nt
Organism: Zeugodacus cucurbitae (melon fly)
Lineage: Eukaryota; Metazoa; Arthropoda; Insecta; Diptera; Tephritidae
Exons: 3
Coding region: 43-348 (101 amino acids)
Source: RefSeq, a predicted model, not a curated record
AACCGGAAGAAAAGCUCGCACCGAAAGCAUUGGCGUUGGUUUAUGCAGCAUAAAUUCCUUUUUUGGGUUGCCAUUCUACUCAUUGUCACACUGACGUGGGCACGCCCCCAGCGGUAUGCACAUAUCGCCGUAAUCGAAAAUGAUGCAUAUGAACAAACCUUACCCAACUCGCUGAGAAACCCUUUCUAUAAGACGCCGCGAGUGCGAGAGGCAUUAGCCAAAUCAAGCUGGUUCGGACCGGGCGAGGAGCCAGUAUAUGAUCGACAGGCGGAAAAAAUACCACGCGCCGAAAUCUAUAACGUCCUCUCACAUGCCGGGCUCAUCAAUCGGAGAGGAAAAUUAAUUUAAGUUGGUACAGUGUGUACUUAUACUGUACAGUGUGUACUUAUACUCGUAGUAUGCAUCCAAGGCUUGCAGGCAAAUUAUGUAUGUGUAAACAGGGGGUUUCCACCACACGAAUGCCAUUCAAAACAAAUCAUGUUUUAGAAACGUAAAAUUACGAUUUUAUUACUAAGUUUGCAAUAUUACUUUUCAUUUGUUAAGCAAGUUACAACUGCCUUGGUGUUACUGACUCUUAUUAUAUUUGUUAUUAGUGUUUUUUAUUCUGUUGUAAGCGCGCACAUGGAAAUCUAUAUUUUACAUAAAUAAUAUUUUUUAACAAGUGCGUGGCUUGUUUAGCUUAAGGAUUCGUUGACAACAAACAAAAAAAUGUAUGUGUUUAAUAUUACAGCGGAUUUACUUUAAAUUUUAAAAAUAUUUCAUUGCAGUCAUUAACUUUAAGUAUUGCCCAGUUGCAAAGUAAGGCAAACAGAUUCCUCUUUCGAAUGUUUACAUUUACAUAUUAUACAUAUAUAGAAUUGUAUAUAUUUAAACUGGAUUUAAAUAAAUUGUUACUUAGAAAGAACUAAGCUUUUAGAUAAUAUUA